Gavia stellata (red-throated loon) is the source of this 2706-nucleotide messenger RNA. RefSeq names its product lactosylceramide 4-alpha-galactosyltransferase. Gene Ontology annotation, biological process: protein O-linked glycosylation. The transcript has a single exon. Gene Ontology annotation, molecular function: acetylglucosaminyltransferase activity. Lineage: Eukaryota; Metazoa; Chordata; Aves; Gaviiformes; Gaviidae. The coding region runs from base 110 to 1192 and encodes 360 amino acids. The record is from RefSeq and is a predicted model, not a curated record.
UCGUGGUCUGCUGCCUUGCCUGUCAGUGUCUUUUUCUUCUUUCCUCCCCUUCAGAUCACGACGGGUUUUCUUGAGAGAGCAGGCUCUGACGGGAGCGAGACUGCCCAGGAUGUCCAACCGCCUGCCAGAACUGACCACAGUGGUGCUGAGCCACAGGCUCAAGGCUCUGUUUAUCCUCACCAUUUCAUUUGUGUUCUUUGCCACUGUCAUGUUGUACUCGAGAACUGGGGAGGAUGCUGAAGACCAGCUCUACAGCUUGCCUACACAAAGCAGGUGUGCUCAGUUUUUGCCUUGCCUUCCCCGUCCCACUGCCAGUGGGCCCCCUCCUGCCCCAGGGGAUGUGUUUUUUGUGGAGACCUCGGAGCGAACUAACCCAAGUUACCUGUUCACAUGCUCUGUGGAGUCAGCGGCCAGGACGCACCCUGGGACAAGGGUUGUGGUGCUCAUGAAAGGCUUGGCAAACUGUAACACUUCGUUACCCAACCACUGGGGCUUCUCGUUGCUGAGCUGCUUCCCCAACGUGGAAAUCCGUCCCCUGGACUUGCCAGAGCUUUUCUCUGGAACACCUCUGGCAAAGUGGUACUUGCAGUCUGAGCACCAGAAGGAACCUUAUUUCUUACCUGUCCUGUCUGACGCCUGCAGAAUUGCCAUCAUGUGGAAAUUCGGUGGCAUCUACCUGGACACAGACUUCAUUGUGCUUAGGAACUUGAAGAACCUCACCAAUGCCCUUGGUAUCCAGUCUCAGGGUGUACUGAACGGGGCCUUUCUGUCCUUCAAAUCCAACCAUGAGUUCAUGGAGCUUUGCAUGAAAGACUUUGUGGAGAACUACAAUGGCUGGAUCUGGGCGCACCAGGGCCCAGGACUCCUAACGCGUGUCUUCAAGAAGUGGUGCUCCAUCAGUAAUAUCCAGAACAACAUGAGCUGCAAAGGGGUGCAUGCUCUUUCCCCAGAAGCCUUUUAUCCUAUUCGCUGGGAGGACUGGAAGAAGUUAUUUGAAGCAAUCAGCUCCUUGGAACUUCACAAGCUCCUUAAGAACACCUAUGCAGUGCACGUAUGGAACAAACUGAGCCACGGGACAAGGCUAGAGAUCACAUCCCAGGCUUUGCUGGCUCAGCUGCAUUCUCAGUUCUGUCCUGCUACAUAUGCAAAGAUGAAGAAGGACUCUGAAGAGCAGUCAAGGCCUGUAAUGUGACCUGUGGGCCCUUGGCUGCAGGGAAGUUCCCCAGCCUGAAGGAAACUUGAGUGCCUUUCACCUUCCACAGAGUUGGUUUCUAGCCCAUGGAGCAGGUGUGACAUCUCAGUGAAUUUGUACCAUUUCCGAUAUCUGCCUCAGAUCCUCCAUGCUUCAAAUACACAGCAGAACCUGACCUGGGACUCUUUUGUUGUCCUUCAAGUAGCCCUUGAUGCUGCAGGGAAGGGUGAACUUGUUCAUUGGUGCCUAUUGGCUCCUCUGUUGCUGUUCUCUCAAUUGUAUCAGGCCUGAAACGCCUCUCGUGUAGUUUCAACAGCUGUAGGAACCCUUGACUUGUUCUCUGUAAUGUUUCUAAGUAUGUAAAUAAAUGCCAGCCAGUGCUAUAGGACACGAUUUAGAGGAGCUUAGGACCAAAUUCCCGGGUGGUAAAGAUUCUUAUGGCUGGUGAAGUACAUGGGGAGUAUAUGAACGUUGCUUUAAGAAAUGGGAAAUAUUUCAAAACCCUGCUCGGCUCAGUGUAAAGUUUUUCUUGCUUUCCAAAGGUACUUUAUUUCAAAUGAUCUGGUUUACUGUUUUACAUUCCACAGCAAUAGGCCAACUUUUCUGGUCCUCUUCAGGAAAACAAAUAGCCAAAAGCAGUUCUUAUACCAGUGUGAGUAAAGAUCCUUGCUUUGUUGGAGAAAUUCUUGUGGCAUGCGAGUAUCUAACCAGUCCUUGUCACACUCUCAGAGGGUCUCAGCAUCUGCCUGUUUCUGCAUUGGUAUGAGAAGGAAAAGCAUUACCUUCCUUUCAUUGGAGUACUGAACGCAUUUUGGAAGAACAGGGGCAGACAUGUCCACAUCAGCCGAAGGAGCAGUGACCAGGUCCAGGACUAGGACCAGUGUCCCCAAUGACAUCUUAUUAUUGUCACUGGGGAUCUAGUCAAUGGAUUAUGCAGGGUCAUUCAUCUAACCCUCAUGCAGAUUACACAAACAGGUAAGUGACUGCAGGCAUCACUGCCUGUAAUGGGAACACAGGUGCCUAUACCGCAGACUGUUAAAGUUAGGUGAGAGAAAGCCUACUGUAGCUUCUAGCAAACCUGGGCGGAGCCAAUGCAACCUGCUGUUGAUCUGAUGACCAUUUUCACAUCUGAAUGUGUUUCCUGUGUGUCCAGGGCACUGUAAUUGUAAAAAUGCAUUUGAAAUUAUCCUCUUAUGAAAUGAGGAAAGGAGAAAAAAACAUACUGUGGUUCUGCUGUUGCCGAAUCAAAGUUCCUGUCUGGAAGGCAGAAUGUAAGCAAUGUGGGGUUAUUGCUCUUUCAGAUACGCAGUAGCUAACAAAUAAGAGAAAUAUGUGUAUCAAUUUUAAUACUGCCUUUUCCUAAAUUUCAUUAUCUCCUGAAAAGUACAGUGUUACCAUGCACAAAGAAAGGCUGAUAUAAGUUUGAUCCAGCCUUUAAUAUGAGCGGCAGUGUGUUUCAAGGUUUGUCAGACACUGAGCCACAGCACACUAUUGAUUAAACACUCCAUUGCAGA